This is a messenger RNA of Racocetra persica, 1346 nucleotides long. The record is from the annotation of a GenBank genome assembly. NCBI's taxonomy places the organism in Eukaryota, Fungi, Glomeromycota, Glomeromycetes, Diversisporales, Gigasporaceae.
AAUUACAAUAUACGUCAGUUGAUCAAAGUAAUCAAAUAGAAACUGAAGACGAUAGGUCUGAAACUACUACUGAUUCUGAUGAUUCUAGUGCUAUUAUACGGCCAAUUAUUUCUGAGCAUAAUCAUAGCCUUACACCACAUCGUGAGGAAUUUGCACCAUCUUUGCGACGACUGUCACAGGACAUUUUAGAUGAAAUUAAGUUUAUGACUCAAAAAUGUGAAUAUAAUGCUAGACAGCAAAGAAGGUAUCUUGUCAAUAAGUUUCCUGGUGAUGCCGCUCUGAUGCUUGAAUAUUUGAUUUCUAAGCAGCGUAAAGAUCCAAAUUGGAAGGCCAAACGCCAACGUGAAUCUGAAUAUAGAAAUCAGCUUCCAUUCAUUGGUCUAUCUACUAUUCAUAGUACUUUUUUUUCCCAAAUCGAUGAAAUUUUAAAAAAACAUUUGACUUUUGAAGCACUUGCUUGUCAAAGACUUCAGAUUAGUCAAUCUUGUCUCUACUGCCCAUAUAGAAUUAACAAUUCAACCUUUAACCAAAAUGAUAACUUAGAAUAUACUGCUAGAUUUCUUGAGGAUGAUUAUCAGGAAGGCCGCAUUCUACUCUCAUCAAUGCUUAAAUUAGUUGAAACUCAAAGUAUUGGUGAAAUUUGGCAAAUUAGAUUAUUUAGUAAUCCAGCUUCUUAUAGUGAACAUUAUAUUAUAGUUCUAUAUGAUGGAACUCAUUUAUGUUCUUUACAAAUGAUACCUCGACAAUGGUUUACGAAUCCUACAAAUGUAAUUAAACAACCAAGCACUAUUACUAUUACAAACACUGUAACAGAUAUACAGGAGAUACAAAAUGAUGAAUCAAGUGGUGGCUUUGCUAUAAUUGAACAGAUUAGAGAACCAGACUGUUUUAACAAUGAAGUUCAACAAUACACAUCCAAGAAAGCUUUGUAUUGUCAAGGCAUUGGCAUUGCUAAAAAAGGUGUCCAAGUUGCACUGGAUAGUGAUACUAUGAAUGAGUUUAUUGGUCAAAUGCACACCUUUAUUGAAUCAAAAUCUAUUAAAGUUGACAACUCAUUAAGAUCAGAUAUUAUUAGAUUAAUAACAAAUCCUUAUGUUAUUUCACAUCGUGGUCGACCAAAGAAGCAGUUAUAUGACUCUUUAGAAGUUAUUAACAAAUCGAAUUCUCAUCAAAUUCUUAAAUUUAAUAAAGUACUUAAUGAAUCUGAUAUUACAAACAAAUCAAUGCGCAAAUGUUUCUAUUGUAAUAAUACAGGUCACUAUGCUAAUACUUGUGAACUAAAUCCUAAAAACAAAAAAAAAAUAAUAAUUAGACUUGAUGCACCUAUUUCAAUGGCUCAACAGUGA